ACACACAGACACACACCUCAAUCACUUACUCAUUCACUCACUCCUUCACUCCCUCGUUCACUCGCUCACUCAUAACGUAUCUACAUGACUAUAUAGGUAUCUGUACCUGCCUGUUGUCGUAACAAGUAGAAUGUACAUCGAACCACAGAAUUACUCUGUUUAAUAGCUACGAUGUUGGAGCUGGUUCCGUGUUAUGGGAGACACGUUUUACAGUGAAAAAAAUUUCGUCGGCUCAGCAAUAUACAACAUUUCUACUAGUCUUAUUGGCCAUGAUUUGCACAUACAGGCCAGCAUUGUUGGUUCUCAUUAUUAUCGUAUGCCUAACAACGUUAAUGUCACGAGCUUCGGCAGCUAAUAUGAGAUCAGAAUGUGGUGGCAAAAUCCGUGUCUAUUCACCAGGAAAUCUUACGACUCCGGGUUACCCUGGCAACUACCCAAAAGACAGCUUCUGUAUUUGGCUAUUGGAAGCUAAAGAUGGCUAUAUCGUUCAAUUGACCAUACAUCAAUUUAACGGUCACAGUUUAAAUAACAGCUGUCGGGAUUUCAUUCAGAUUCGAGAUGGCAGUAGCGUUUCUCAAGAGUUGCUGUAUAGCUGCAAUACAACAAACAAAGUAGUUAAUUCAACCAGUCGUCGAUUAUGGAUUAAAUUUAAGAGUGACAGCUUAAUAAACAACAAAGGACUUGCUUCAUCCUGGGAUACUCACUACACAGGAGUAUCAUCCGAAAAUAUAUCAUCACUAAUCGAAUGUGUCAACAGUUUCCAGUGUUCCAAUGAUGAAUGUGUAUCAAAAUCAUCACACUGUGAUGGCAUCAACGACUGUGGUUGUAUGGUCGGUUGUGAUGAACACCAAUGUGACAAAACGGAAAUAAUGAGCUUUGGUGCACAAAUGGCAAUCGGUAUAAGCAUUGGAGUGGCACUGUUUGCUAUUUUGUUCUGUGGCACACUUUUUGUAGAGUGGCGGAACAAGUGGACCAAAAAUAUUACUAGUAAUGGCCGACCUCAUAAGCCUCAUCUUAAAAGCAAAGAAGCCGAUGCAGAAGUGACAGAAAGACUUGGUACCAGCCAGACAAACAACGUCACUCAGUCACCUGAAGGAUUUAGUACACCUACAGCUGCAACAUCAUUAACAAUUACGUCAAUGGAUACUGGAAAAAAUGCUUCUUCUUCUCUGUUGCAAUCUUCAGCCGCAUCAUCAUCACCAUCAUCAACAAUAACCACAACAACAACAACAGCCAAAACACCGCCAGAGGGUACGGCAUCAAUAGCAGCACCAGCACCAACGCAACCACCGACAACAACAACUUCAACAGUUCAACCACCGAAUAUAGACAAUAAAAAUAUUAUGCACAAUAACAAAUUUCCUGAUGAAUCUAGUGAUGGAACUGCUGGUCAAUCUGCACUACUGUGAAAAAAAAAAUUUCAUCUUUCUUGACAAAAUGUUUGUCAACCGAGAUAUUUCUCUUUUGUCCAUAUAUACAUAGUAAACGCUUUUGUAAAAUUAUAUGCGACAAAUAAGCAAAUAUGUAUGACAUAAUAAAUAUGACAGAACUUAUACACACAAAUAUAUACAUGUAUAUAUUCAU
Messenger RNA from Octopus sinensis (East Asian common octopus), 1584 nucleotides. RefSeq lists its product as uncharacterized. NCBI's taxonomy places the organism in Eukaryota, Metazoa, Mollusca, Cephalopoda, Octopoda, Octopodidae. The transcript is spliced from 7 exons. The record is from RefSeq and is a predicted model, not a curated record. Bases 270 to 1409 code for a protein of 379 amino acids. Gene Ontology annotation, molecular function: serine-type endopeptidase activity; protein binding.